GUAAAGUCACACUUUGAUAGAACUACCGAACCUCAAUCAAAUCAAUCAAAAUGAUGAAAGUUUUGGUUCAACUCGCCACCGUUUGCCUUCUGGCUCAUCUGGCCGUGGCCGUCAAGGGUCCCGUAGCUGAACCAGUCUGUGAUGUGGUGUGCCCACCUGACAACCCAAUUGUAGAUAACUGGCAUCUUCCAUACACUGGUCAUUGUGAGCUCUUCUGCCACUGUGCAAAUGAUGGUAACUGGAAGAAGGAGUGCCCUGCUGGUCUUGAAUUCAACCCAACCCUGCAAGUCUGUGACUGGCCCUAUGCUGCUGGUUGUACUCAAGAAUCAUCUAGUUCAACUGAUUCUAGUACUUCUGAGUCAUCCACUGUUGAUUCUUCAACUAAUACUACCCCUGACCUAUCCUCAUCCACUGAAUCUUCAACUGAGUCUACCUCUGAAUCCACCACCGCCUCCCCACCUACAACCCCUAAUGCUGAUGGUUGUGAUCAUGAGACAUGCAACAUUGAUGAAUGCAAAUUCUACGAUAACUAUCUAAACUGCCAAUGGUUCUGCGAAUGUGACAAAGGUGUCGUUACAGUGCAUAAAUGCGCUGAUGGUUUGUACUGGAACGAUGAUACUCACAACUGUGAUUGGGAAUCCAACGUCCACUGUCCUUUGGAUGGAUGCCAAGACUUUGAAUGUCAUUCUAACAUCUGUGACAGGGGUCCAAAUACCUUAGAUUGCAACUUGUACUGCGACUGUCAUCACGGAAACAAAACAGUUGGACAUUGCGCACCUGGUCUCUUCUUCAACCCCGAUACCAAGCAAUGCGAUAAGGAGGAAAAUGUUCACUGUGGAGGAUCUACUGUUGAUACUACUACUCCUGUUCCUCCCACUAGUGUCAGCACCACUGAGGUCAGCUCUACUACCCCUGAGUCUACAACUGAUGAGCCCAGCACAACUCAGCCACCUACCAGUGAAUCUACAACUAAGGCGCCAACUACUCUUCCACCAACAACCCCUUCUGGAGUUAAGACGUGCGACGAUAUCUGCCCUGAUGUUUUCCCAAUUGAAGCAAACAACCAUCUCUUCCCUGGAGAUUGUAAAAAGUUCUGCCACUGCGCUAAUGAUGGUAACUGGUUGAAGGAUUGCCCUCCAGGUCUUGAAUUCAACGCUGUUCUUCAAGUCUGCGAUUGGCCCUACAACGCUAAUUGUGUUCCAACAAAAUUCCAUGAAGCAAAGAUGCUAUUCGGAAUUUUUGUCAAUAUUGCGGCUUUGUGCCUCAUGGUGCAAUUGGCUUUUGCUGUCCAAGGACCAGUUGCAGAACCAGUCUGUGAUGUGGUGUGCCCACCUGACAACCCAAUUGUAGAAAACUGGCAUCUUCCAUACACUGGUCGUUGUGAUCUGUUCUGCCACUGUGCAAAUGAUGGUAAUUGGAAGAAGAAUUGUCCCCCUGGUCUUCACUUCAAUCCAGAACUGCAAGUAUGUGACUGGCCUUAUGCUGCUGGUUGUACUGAAGAAUCCUCAACCGAGGCACCUACAACUAAAGCUCCUACAACUCAAUCUCCAACAACCACCGAACCUACAACAACUGAACCUUCAACCACUGAACCUACAACCACCGAACCUACAACAACUGAACCUACAACAACUGAACCUUCUACAACUGAACAACUGAACACAACAACUGAACCUACAACAACUGAACCUCCCAAAACAACCGCACCUCCAGAAACCCAGCCACCUACAACCCAAGAACCAACCACACCUGUUCCAAUUCCUAAUGGUUGCGAGGAAGAAACCUGUCUCGCCCACGAAUGCAAAGUUUUCCGCAACUCCAAUAACUGCUCAGCUUACUGCGACUGCGAUCAUGGUGUAAUCACCAUCAAGUAUUGCUCCGACGGUCUUUACUUCAACCCAUUAACUGGCAACUGCGAUUAUGAAGAAAACGUUGAGUGUCCCUUGGAUGAUGGAUGUGAGGACAUUGUUUGCAAUAAACACGACUGCUUUACGGCCCCAAACACUCAAGACUGCAAUUUGUUCUGCGACUGUGACCACGGAAACGUUACAAUCGGGAAAUGCGCACCAGGUCUUCAUUUCAACCCUGCUACUGGGAUGUGUGACUUCCCAGAGAAUGCAAAUUGCGAUUUUAAUGCAACCACAUCAGCCAGACCACCAACUGAGAAACCCACAGAAAAACCUACUGAAAUACCAACUGAAAAACCCACUGAGAAACCAACUGAAAAGCCAACUGAGAAACCAACCACACCUUCCAGCUCUGGAGGAGUAUGUGAUGACCUUUGCCCCAAUAUCUGGCCCAUUGUAGAAAACAACCAUUUGGCUGUCCCUGGUGACUGUACCAAGUUCUGCCACUGCGCCAAUGAUGGUAACUGGUUGAAGGACUGUCCAGAAGGUCUUCACUUCAACCCAACUUUGGAGGUCUGUGAUUGGCCCCAUUCUGCUGGUUGUGCGUAAAUGCCAAUUGAUAAAAACAUGAUUCUGUAACAUAUAUUAACCAAAUAAAUUAUAAGCGCAUCCCAAAAAUGA
Molecule: messenger RNA, 2528 nt
Organism: Dalotia coriaria
Lineage: Eukaryota; Metazoa; Arthropoda; Insecta; Coleoptera; Staphylinidae
Cellular component (GO): extracellular region
Molecular function (GO): chitin binding
Source: RefSeq, a predicted model, not a curated record